Messenger RNA from Carcharodon carcharias (great white shark), 1849 nucleotides. It is a transcript of the gene sft2d3, whose product is annotated as SFT2 domain containing 3. The record is from RefSeq and is a predicted model, not a curated record. Gene Ontology annotation, cellular component: membrane. Gene Ontology annotation, biological process: vesicle-mediated transport. The transcript has a single exon. Lineage: Eukaryota; Metazoa; Chordata; Chondrichthyes; Lamniformes; Lamnidae. Bases 3 to 695 code for a protein of 230 amino acids.
ACAUGACUGAUCUGAACCGGCAACUGCAGGAGUACCUGUCAAAGUCGCGAAGCGGGCGGAAUGGGGAUGGGGGCGACAGCGAGCCGCUCCUCACUCCAGACCCCGAUACCCCAGCACCUGUUGGGGCCAUGUCCAGCUGGGUGAGCCAGAUGAACCCGUUCUCCUCCGGACAGAGCAACAAGACAGCGUCGAGCCAGGGCUCCGGUCCCUCCUCUGGGGGUUUUUGGUCAACGGAUCCGGACCCCUGCCUGUCUGUCCUGUCCCGCCGCCAGAGGCUGACAGCUUUCGGUCUGUGCCUGGCCAUGGGGCUGCUGUGCUUCAGCCUGUCGGCCGUCUACGCUCCCUUCAUGCUGCUGAAGGCUCGCAAGUUCGCCUUGCUCUUCACCCUGGGCAGCCUCUUCGUGCUGGCCAGCCUGGCCCUGCUGCGUGGACCCUGGAACCAACUCCGCCGGCUUCUCUCCCGUGACCAGCUGCCCUUCACCGCCGCCUACCUGGGCUCCCUCUUCGCCACCUUGUACAGCGCCCUGGCGCUGCAGAGCACGUCCCUGACCGCUGUGGCUGCCACCUUCCAGCUCCUCACCCUCGCCAGCUACCUGGUCAGCUCUGUCCCUGGGGGCGCGGCCGGUCUUCGGUUCAUUGGCGGCCUCUUCUCCUCGGCCUUCAAGCGCACCGUCAGCAAGAGCCUGCCCGUGUGAGAAAGAGACUGGGUGGUGGUUGGGGAUGGAGGAGGGAGAGAAAAUGGCUUGGCGUAAAAGACAGCCGUUCCCCUUAGGAAGUGUCAGCCAUGGCUGUGGACUGCACUCUCACUCACUCACUCUCUCUCUCUCUCUCUCUCUCGUCUUCAAGUCAGUAGGUCGUGAGUUCGAGUCCCACUCCAGAGGCCCGAGCACGAAAUCUUAUGCCGAUGCUCCCUGUGCGUUACUGAGGGACUGUUUCACUGUUAGAGGUGAACUAUUUCAAAUGAGAUAUUAAACCGAGGACACCUUCACCCGCCCUCUUGGGUGGCCAACGCUUCAAGGAAGAGCUGGGGAGCUCUGCCUGGGUUCCAGGGGCCAACAUUUCUCCCUUAAUCAUCAUGAAAGAAAGCUGAUUGCCCGGUCAUUGUCAUAUUCCUGUGGGGGGGGUUUUUUGGGGGAUCUUGGCUGCUGCAUUUCUUAUCUUACAACAGUGACUAUGCUUGUGGAAAAAAAAAAUGCACUUUGAGACAAUUGGCAGUCGUGAAAGGCGAUAUAUAAAUGCAAGUCUUCCUUUCCCUGGCUUGGAGAGAGAAUGGGAAUGAUGGCUGCCAGCCAGGAGCAGAUUGUGACAUCCGAUGAACAUGGCCUCAAGUGGUGAAUGGAGGUACCGCCUGGCAGCAGGAUGCAUAAAUGAUCGUGACAAACAAUCGGCUGAAUUUUAACUGCGCAGCAUUGAGAUUCCACCUCCACCGCCGCCACCCCCCCCCCCCCACCACCCCUCCUGCCGGCUCCCAUUCCAGCUCCCUCUAUUUGAAUAGAGUCGAAUUCCAACUGAAACUUCAAACCAAAGGCUGAACUGACUGAGAAGCGGCAGUGACUGGGUUGAAUGAAGGGGCUGACGCUGGGUUGUAGACCGUCUGCUUCCCUGCUCCUGGAGGUGUUUGAUUGUCUGGGUGUGGUAUGUACAGGUACAUCAGGAAGGCUCCAGCAGAGGAACGUGCUUGUUAACCCUGCCCUAAUGAUCCUGCUCUUACUGCACCCAAACAAUCCAGGGAGCCUGGGGGACAGGACACCUGGCCUCCAAUAAACUGUGAUGGUGAUGGAUGAAAUGUACACAAUGUGUCCACUUAAAUGGUAAUAAAUUGCAUAGAAGCUGUGUCACUUCAAACAAA